UACUAUCAAAUAAAGAUGACAAUAUAGAAGAUGAUGUUAGUUCUGAUAAAGGUGAUAAUAAGGUUGAUCAAGAAAAUAUUAAUAAAGAAAUUAAUAAGGAAGAAAAUAAUUCAACUGAAUCUGAAAGCUUAGAUGAUAAAGAGCCUGACAAAAUUGCUGAGAAGUUUGAUGAAAAUAUAGAAGAGCCUGAUACUGUACAAAGAAUUCUAUUUAUAAACUUUUUUGAAAAUGUUUGUAUUCACUGUGGGUGCUUGGAUGUUUCUAAAUCAGCAAAUGAGUAUCCACAUUGUAAUGAUUGUGAGAGUAACCUUGCUAAUUCAAAAAAUUUUUCAAGACAGUCUAAAGAUAUUAAAAACAACUGA
Racocetra persica is the source of this 362-nucleotide messenger RNA. Lineage: Eukaryota; Fungi; Glomeromycota; Glomeromycetes; Diversisporales; Gigasporaceae. The record is from the annotation of a GenBank genome assembly.